AUGGCCGUUCUACAAACCUCCAUCGCGAUCUUUGUCGCCCAUAUCAUCCUUUUGCUCGGUUUACCAGCCUCUUUGGUCGCAGCUGUGCCACUCUCCGUGCCUGUAUCUCCUGUGAACAACGUCUUGGCCACUACCGAAAAGAGAUCCACCUCAAGCUACUGGGUCGCCAAUGUUGAGCGUCAGGGUGUUGUCCCCUUUGCCACGAGCACCGACUACAAGAUCUUCCGAAAUGUAAUGGACUAUGGUGCUAAGGGUGACGGUUCUACUGACGACACUGUCGCUAUCAACAAGGCUAUUUCUUCUGGGGGCCGUUGUGGCAAGGGCUGUGAUUCUUCUACCACCACUCCUGCUAUCGUCUACUUCCCCCCUGGUACCUAUGUUGUCUCGAAGCCCAUCGUGCAGUACUACUACACCCAGAUCGUUGGUGACGCUGUCGAACUGCCCGUCAUCAAGGCCUCCGCCAAAUUCGCGGGUAUGGCUGUGAUAGAUGCCGAUCCCUACGAGGACAAUGGCGACAACUGGUUCACCAACCAGAACAACUUCUUCCGCGCCAUUCGCAACUUGGUCAUUGACCUGACCAGCGUCCCAGAAGGCUCCGGUGCCGGUAUCCACUGGCAGGUCGGCCAGGCUACGAGCUUGCAGAACAUUCGGUUCGAGAUGGUCAAGGGUGGUGGUGACGCCAACAAGCAACAGGGUAUCUUCAUGGACAACGGAUCCGGUGGUUUCAUGUCCGACUUGACUUUCAACGGUGGUAACUACGGCAUGUUCCUCGGUAACCAGCAGUUCACUACUCGUAACCUGACCUUCAACGGCUGCCAGACUGCCAUCUUCAUGAACUGGAACUGGGCCUGGACUUUCAAGUCAGUCCAGAUCAACAACUGCGAGGUUGGCCUCAAUAUGUCUACCUCGCCUUCCAACCAGACUGUUGGCUCCGUGUUGCUGCUGGACAGCAAGCUCACCAACACCCCCACUGGUAUCGUCACUGCCUGGACUCAGAAGAGCAUCCCCGUUGGUGGUGGUGAUCUGAUUUUGGAUAACGUGGAUUUCUCUGGCUCCAAGAUUGCUGUUGCCGGUAUCAAUGGCAAUACCAUCCUGGCUGGUGGCUCUGUUGUCGACAACUGGGUUCAGGGUAACACCUACACCCCGUCUAAGACUGUCACCAAGCGCGCCAGCGAGUCUGAGCCUGAGGUGGUCACCGUUAUUCAGACCGUUACGGAGACUAUCAUGGCCUGUCCCGCUUCCUACGGUCUUUCCAGCACCAGCUUGGUGAGCAGCGACGUUCCUGCCCCGGCGAAGACUGCGUCACUUGAAUCUGCUCCCGCUCCUUCGCCUGUUCCCGGUGUUAGUACCAGCAGCGAUUCUGAUCGCAUUGCUCAGACUUCCUCGAUCUCUGUCUCCAACAGUGUCCUUUCCAUUCUCGGAUCCUCUUCUGAGGCCUCUGAAGUCUCUGAGCCCACUUCCGCAGCUGCUCCUUCUAGUGAGGCCCCUGCCACUUCUGUGGUGUCUGUUGGUUCUUCGCCCUCUAGUGUGGUUUCUACCAAGCAAUCUGCUCUGCCUGUCGUCUCCACUGCUGUUCCUGUCACCUCCAAUGUUGUGCCUGUCACCUCUAUUGCUGCGUCCGUCACCUCCACUGCUGCGUCUGCUAAAAUUACUAGCAGCAGCUCUGCAGUUAGUCAGGCCACCCAGUCUGGUAGUGACAGCAGCACUGCCACUUGCGGCGCCUCGGGCGCCGUUGCCUCCGCACGUACCCAGAGCACUCUGAAGACUUCUUCUAAGCCCGCUAGCCUUCUCAAUGGAGGUGCUAUCUUCGAGCGGUCCAAGCCUCUGUACGAAGACGUCGCCGCAUCCUCUUUCGUCAGCGUCAAGUCGGCUGGUGCCAAGGGUGAUGGAACCACUGACGACACUGCGGCCAUCCAGAAGGUGUUUGACAGCUACAAAGAUGGCCAGGUCAUCUACUUUGAUCACGGUGCCUAUGUCAUCACCUCCACCGUCAAGAUCCCCAAGGAUAUCAAGAUUACUGGUGAGAUCUGGCCCAUGCUCAUGGCAUACGGCGAGAAGUUUGCCGACCAAGAGAACCCUGUUCCUGUCUUCCAGGUCGGCCAAAAGGGUGACACUGGCUCUGUCGAGAUGAGCGACCUCAUCAUCACCACCAAGGGCGCCGCCCCUGGUGCUAUCCUCAUGGAGUGGAACGUUGCUGGCUCUUCCCAAGGCUCCGUUGGUAUGUGGGAUGUUCACUUCCGCAUUGGUGGUGCCGCUGGUACUGAGCUGCAGAGUGACACUUGCCCCAAGACCCCUAAGCAGAAGACCACCCCUAAUAAGGAGUGCAUGGCCGCCUUCAUGCUCCUGCACAUCACCAAGACGGGCAGUGCCUAUCUCGAGAACACCUGGUUCUGGACUGCCGAUCACGAGCUCGACCUCAAGGAUCACAACCAGAUCAAUGUCUACACCGGUCGUGGUGUGCUCAUCGAGUCGCAAAACCCCGUUUGGCUGUGGGGUACCUCUUCAGAGCACCACCAGCUGUACAACUACCAGGUCUCGAGUGCCAAGAACGUCUUCAUGGGUCUCAUUCAAUCUGAGACUCCGUACUACCAGUCCAACCCGACUGCGCUGACCCCCUUCACCCCGCAAGACUCCUGGAACGACCCCGACUUCUCGAACUGCACGACAAACUCCUGCCGCAAGUCCUGGGGUCUGCGUGUUCUCGGCUCCUCGGACGUCUUCAUCUACGGCGCCGGUCUCUACAGUUUCUUCGAGAACUACGCCCAAUCCUGUCUCAACUCUGAGGACUGCCAGGAGAACAUGGUCGAGGUCGACUGUUCGGACGUCAAGCUGUACGGUCUCAGCACCAAAGCCUCUGUCAACAUGAUUACCUCAUCUGACGGCAAGGCUCUGGUCCUUGAGAAGCCUAAUAAGAGCAACUACUGCUCCACCAUCGCUCUCUUUGAGCAAUCUGCUUAG
Molecule: messenger RNA, 2958 nt
Organism: Penicillium roqueforti
Lineage: Eukaryota; Fungi; Ascomycota; Eurotiomycetes; Eurotiales; Aspergillaceae
Product: CAZyme family GH55
Exons: 2
Coding region: 1-2958 (985 amino acids)
Source: RefSeq, a predicted model, not a curated record